Salvia splendens (bonfire salvia) is the source of this 2807-nucleotide messenger RNA. RefSeq lists its product as uncharacterized. Gene Ontology annotation, cellular component: mitochondrial outer membrane. The record is from RefSeq and is a predicted model, not a curated record. Lineage: Eukaryota; Viridiplantae; Streptophyta; Magnoliopsida; Lamiales; Lamiaceae. The transcript has 14 exons. The coding region runs from base 112 to 2514 and encodes 800 amino acids. Gene Ontology annotation, molecular function: ATP hydrolysis activity; ATP binding.
AUUGACCAACGUCUCAUUCGGAACCAAAAAAUCUGCAUUCCCCCUCCGUUAUUCGGCCCAUUUUCCUAUACGUAUAUCCUUCUAUGUACGUAUAGGUAUUGGUUGUUGGUUAUGAUGGAACAGAACCACUUAUUGUUGUCGGCAUUGGGCGUCGGCGUAGGAGUCGGCCUCGGUUUGGCCUCCAGCUCCACGUUCGGCCGAUGGACCUCCUCCGCCGCCGCCCAAGGCGUCACCCCCGAGGGGAUACACCUCGAGCUUCUCAGAUUGGUUGUUGAUGGAAAGAGCUGUGGAGUUUCCUUUGAGGAGUUUCCAUAUUAUCUCAGUGAGCGAACGCGUCUCUUGUUAACAAAUGCAGCUUUUUUUCAUCUGAAACACUUGGAUGUCUCUAAGCACACUCGAAAUCUGUCCCCUGCAAGUCGGGCUAUAUUGCUCUCCGGACCUGCAGAACCAUACCAUCAAACGCUUGCUAAGGCGCUAGCUCAUCAGUUCGAUACCAAGUUGCUGCUCCUCGAUAUGGCCAACUUUUCGCUUAAGAUCCAAAGCAAGUUCGGUAGCAUCAAUAAAGAGACUUCUCUGCAGAGGUCCAUCUCUGAAGUAACAUUUGAACGAGUGACCAGUUUUCUUGGUUCGUUCUCUGCACUUCCUUCAAGAGAGGACGGCAAAGAAAUCAAAAAACCUCCACAGCAUCGGAGAGCUUCUUCUGUCUCUUCAGAUAUGAGCAGCAUCAGUUUACAGUCAUACUCUUCAAGUGCAGCUCCUUCUAAACGCUUGAACAGCUGGAGUUUCGAUGAGAAGGUUUUUGUGCAGUCACUUUAUAAGGUGUUGGUUUCACUUUCUGAAACCGGUUCCAUAGUUCUGUAUAUCCGGGAUGUUGACAAGCUAUUUCUCCAAUCUUCUAGGCUAUAUAAGAUGUUCAGUAGAAUGUUGAAGAAAAUAUCAGGAUCAAUCUUGGUCCUCGGUUCCCAAAUGUUGGGCCUUACUGAGGAAUCAAGGAUAGUUGAUGAUCGGAUUAGUGUGUUAUUCCCUUACAAUAUCGAGAUCAGACCCCAGGAAGAUGAAUUUAAUCUUCCGAGCUGGAAAGCUCAGCUCGAAGAGGAUAUAAAGAAGAUCCAGUAUCAGGAUAACAAGAAUCACAUUGCUGAGGUACUUGCUGCAAAUGAUCUAGAGUGUGAUGAUUUAGGAUCCAUCUGUCAUGCCGACACCAUGCUCCUAAGUAACUACAUCGAGGAAAUCGUAGUUUCUGCCCUAUCAUACCAUUUGAUGUCUAGAAAGGAUCCCGAGUAUCGUAAUGGGAAGCUUCUCAUUUCAUCAGUCAGUCUGGCACAUGGAUUAAGCCUUUUCCAAGGGAGGAGGAAGGGUGGCAAAGAUACCCUUAAAUUCGAGAAUGCUGCUGGAUCGAAACCUGGAGCAAACCCGGGGAGCAAGAGUGCACCGGAGGAAUCAGCCUCGUCAACAAAGACUGAUGCUGAGAAUGCAUCAGCCAUUAAGAUCCCGGAAGUACCUCCAGAUAAUGAAUUCGAGAAGCGGAUUAGGCCAGAAGUCAUCCCUGCAAAUGAGAUCGGAGUGACAUUUGCUGAUAUUGGAGCUCUGAAUGACAUCAAGGAAUCACUUCAGGAGCUGGUGAUGCUUCCUCUUCGGAGGCCAGACCUAUUCACCGGUGGGCUUCUCAAGCCUUGCAGAGGCAUACUGCUCUUUGGCCCUCCCGGGACUGGAAAAACAAUGAUGGCAAAGGCCAUUGCCAAUGAAGCUGGGGCUAGCUUCAUAAAUGUCUCAAUGUCAACAAUCACUUCAAAAUGGUUUGGGGAAGAUGAAAAGAACGUCCGAGCUCUCUUCACGCUUGCAGCCAAGGUUUCCCCUACCAUAAUCUUUGUAGAUGAGGUAGACAGUAUGCUCGGGCAGAGAACAAGAGCAGGAGAGCAUGAGGCGAUGCGGAAAAUUAAGAACGAGUUCAUGUCACAUUGGGAUGGGCUAAUGACAAAAGCUGGGGAGCGGAUACUUGUUCUUGCAGCAACUAAUAGACCAUUUGAUCUCGAUGAAGCCAUUAUUAGGCGGUUCGAGCGCAGAAUUAUGGUCGGCCUACCUUCAGUGGAGAACCGAGAAAUGAUAUUGAGAACACUGCUAUCCAAGGAAAAAGUGGAAUUCCUAGACUUCAAAGAUCUUGCAGUCAUGACAGAAGGCUACAGUGGAAGUGAUCUAAAGAAUUUGUGUGUAACAGCAGCUUAUAGGCCAGUCAGAGAACUCAUAAAGCAGGAGAGAGAGAAGAAGGAUAAGGAAAAGAAGCAGAUAGAUGAUCAGGAGAGCUCUGAAUAUGAUUCUGCUUCCAAAGAAGAAACUAAAGAGGAAAAAACAAUAUCAUUGAGGCCCUUAAACAUGGAAGACUUUAAGCAGGCCAGGAAUCAGGUUGCUGCUAGUUUUGCUUCCGGGGGCUCCAUAAUGGCCGAGCUUAAGCAAUGGAAUGAUCUCUACGGAGAGGGAGGUUCGAGGAAGACAGAGCAGCUAUCUUACUUCCUCUAGAGCAUUGCAAGUUUGCGUGUCAAAACAUUCAACGGUUCCUUGUUCUUGUCGAACGUUGGAAUUGCUUGAGAUAACCACGGGAUUUGAUCUGCAUCAGCUUCGGGGGAUUUUUAAUGUUUUGGUUCGUGUUGGAUUUUGCAGUUUUUACAUGCUUAUUUAUGAUAAAAGUAGGCUUGGAUAUAGUAGCUGUAAAUAAUGCCAUAUGUUGAGCAUCCGUGCGGAUUUAGCCCAUUUGUUAUUCAUUUGUGUGAAUUUCUUUAAUAGUAGUAUGAAAUACUUAUCAGAUAUUAAAA